GGUGACGUCACGGCGCCCAGAGCGAGGCUAGGGUAGAGAGGCCGACUGAGCUGGAGUCGUCCGCUGGUCGUGGAGGCUGCUAGGGAGCCAAGAGAGGGUGAUCGGGCGAGCAGACGAGAGAGCUAGAGCAGGCAGGAGGGAGCGUCGCGCGGCGCAGAGUAGCGCCGGGGCUGGGCCGCAGCGGAACCCACAGUCGGAGAGGGGCAGCCCGAGCCGGGCGCCGCGGGGUCCCCACCCCCACUCGGCCGGACAGUGCCGGGUGUUCCCCGUGCGGGGGGCGGCGGCUGACUGGACCGGACAGGACCUAGAGGGUGUUGCCACCUCUAACGAGGAGCCGGCGCGUCCGCGGGCUCCGAGGAGCCGGGGCCCGGGGCCCGUGACAGACCAGCGGAGGAAGGGAGAAAGGCAGCGGCGGCGGCGCAGGCGACGGGGAAGCAGCGGCGACACCAUGUCAUCCCCCAGUCCGGGCAAGAGGCGGAUGGACACAGACGUGGUCAAGCUCAUUGAGAGUAAGCAUGAGGUUACGAUCCUGGGAGGACUCAAUGAAUUUGUAGUGAAGUUUUACGGACCACAAGGAACACCGUAUGAAGGAGGAGUAUGGAAAGUUAGAGUGGAUCUUCCUGAUAAAUACCCUUUCAAAUCUCCAUCUAUAGGAUUCAUGAAUAAAAUUUUCCAUCCCAACAUUGAUGAAGCGUCAGGAACUGUGUGUCUAGAUGUAAUUAAUCAAACUUGGACAGCUCUCUAUGAUCUUACCAAUAUAUUUGAGUCCUUCCUGCCCCAGUUGUUGGCCUAUCCCAACCCCAUAGAUCCUCUCAAUGGUGACGCUGCAGCCAUGUACCUCCACCGACCAGAAGAAUACAAGCAGAAAAUUAAAGAGUACAUCCAGAAAUACGCCACGGAGGAGGCACUGAAAGAACAGGAAGAGGGCACCGGUGACAGCUCGUCGGAGAGUUCUAUGUCUGACUUUUCGGAAGAUGAGGCCCAGGAUAUGGAGUUGUAGUAGAAAAAGCACCUGCUUUUCAGAAAGACUAUUAUUUCCUAACCAUGAGAAGCAGACUAUAAUAUUCAUAUUUAAACAAAGCAAUUUUUUUUAUUACUAAACCAGGUUUUUAUGAAUAAUAGCAUUGAUAUAUAUAUAUUAUAUAUCACCCUGUAGAUCUCGAUUUCUUGGUCAUUUCUCAACCUGAGGUGCAUAGCGACCCCCACAUUCCAUGUAGGCAGCCGUCUGUGGCCCGAGUGCAUGCGUUCCUAGGUCCAUUUGGCCAAGGCAGCCUCCGUGCUACUGAACUGUCAAAAGAAAUAGCCGCUCUCAUAGAUAGACUGAGUGACAAUAACAGGAAAAAAGUUGCUUCUUUUGUUGAUGGUUCCAAAGAAACAAACCAAACCAACCAGCUCUUGGAUGUGAAGAUAGAAUAGUGCUUUUUCCAAAUGGAAAGGGAAAAAAACGGGGGAGGAGAAGGCCUGCUCUGGGAGCUUUUAGAGCCAGCCACGUGAGAAGCAGAGCUGCUCCUGCCUGAGAGCCCUGCCUAGGUGGCCCCAUUUCUGUGGAGUAACAGUAUAAAACAGGGAGCUAAUUGGAGUAGUGAAACGUAAAAACCAUUUUUUGGCUCGGAUUUUCAGUACAUUUUAUAUGUAGAUUCCUGCCCUUCUCGCUGCCUGGCCCUGCAGCCACGAGUGUUUUGCUUUGGAGAACCUUGGGGAAGUGUUUUCUGAACCUGAUUCUUUUUCAUGGGGUAGAGUUUGUAACCCAGACCUUUUUGGAGGGGACAGGACAGGAAGAGAAACGGGACUGGAAAGAUGUUUCCUCUGAUCCAGCAUGUAUGGAGUCACAUCCUCGGCCUUCUGGUGGCCGUUUUGAGACCGCUACCCUGGACUAAGCUUUAAAUUUGAAGGUGAUUGUGGGUUGUUUUUGUUUUGAGGGUUUGGUGGGGUUUUUUGUUUGUUUUUGGUGUGUGUGUGAAUUGUGCUUAGACAGGUUGCAGAUUUAAUCUUCACCUACCAAGAGAUGGCCUCCUCCUUGGACAGCCGCUCAGUGGACCAUUAGAUUCGGGAAGGACCCGUCUGGUGGCUGGGACUCCUGGGGACGCAUCCACAUUUCAGUUUGUUUUUCCUUCUGCUGCUGCUUUUGGCAGCCACCUGGUCAUCACCUGCUUGCGUGAGUGGGAAGUGGAUAUUUUAGACCCAACACACAUUCUAAAUUUCAAAUGAGUAAUAAUUGGAACAAAUAAAGGUUCUUGUACCCAAAGUGACUCUACAUGGGGAAAACAAACAAAGCUUUUUUCAGAGAGUGACUGAAGAGGAGGAAAGGAUUCAGACAUACGAUGUAGUAGUAAGACAGGUUUUGAAGGAAGAAAAUCUCCUGUAUAUGUUAAGAGGAAAUCAGACAGUUUAAAAUGCCUGCUAAUCAAAUGUUUACUCAGCUAACCAUAUGUUCCAGGUGCUGGCAGAGUUCCUUUCAAAUCUGCGUGUUGCCUGCUGAAUUUGGAGAGCUCUAGACAGCACCUCUGUUCUUUUUGUGCCGCAACCAAUUUGACAAGAGCAGAAUUAGCCAAUCCUAAAACCUAAAGACAAUUUUUGAACGUCCCACUGGGAUGGAUAAUUUUUUUUUCUGAUGUGUGUUUUUAGUUUAGAAGUGCUAUAUUCCACAAGAUUUGAGUUGGUGAGGUUGGAAGAUAUCUUUUUUUUUUAAUUCAAAAAGCACAAUCAGUCUUUUCUUUGAAUAUCUAUAUAAAGUACAACUUGCUUUUAGCAUGAUUAUUUUCCUAAAUAAAAAAAAAAGCAAAGAAUUUACUUAUUUUAUGUUAAUGACGGGCAUGAAGCAAAAGGUUUUCUUUAAUAAAAACAAUGUAAGGUGCAGUUCUGUAGGGCUGUGGUUAACUGUACUGAGUUGUCUGUCUAGCAUCUGUGGCCUGGGGGAAGGGUAGUAUUAACUAUUUAACAUGUAAUGGUGUACUUUCACUCUUAUCUAGCACGUUGUCUUCUCAGUACUGUGGGGGAGGGAGGGUCUCUGCUGGCUUACCUGCUGGAUUAGCAGUUUGCUUGUGCUGUAACCGUUACUGUAGGUGCGACUUAGGGUAGGCUUAAAGUGCUGGGUGGUGAUUUGAGUUCAAACAAUAAAAAAUUGUAUUUUUCAAUAUGGUAUAAACAGUAGUGUUCUAAAUACCUUU
Molecule: messenger RNA, 3167 nt
Organism: Rhinolophus ferrumequinum (greater horseshoe bat)
Lineage: Eukaryota; Metazoa; Chordata; Mammalia; Chiroptera; Rhinolophidae
Gene: UBE2H
Product: ubiquitin conjugating enzyme E2 H
Exons: 7
Coding region: 449-1000 (183 amino acids)
Biological process (GO): ubiquitin-dependent protein catabolic process; protein sumoylation; protein polyubiquitination
Cellular component (GO): nucleus
Molecular function (GO): ubiquitin conjugating enzyme activity; SUMO conjugating enzyme activity
Source: RefSeq, a predicted model, not a curated record